UUACAUCCAGCUGAGCUCACAUCUUCUCUCAACAUGACCUGCAGCUGCAACUCUGCCAACUUCUCCUCCCACUCCCUUAGGACCUGCCUGCCCUCCUCGGGUUCCUCCUGUGGCUCUUCCUACCCCAGCAACCUGGUCUACACCACCACCAUCUGCUCUCCCAGCACCUGCCAGCUGCGAUCCUCUCUCAUCAGUGGCUGUCAGGAGACCUGCAUUGAGCCCAUUAGAUGCCAGAAGUCCUAUGUGGUGUCCAGCCCCUGCCAGACAGCCUGCUACUACCCCAGGAACUUCACACCUUGCAGUCCCUGCCAGGGGACAUAUGCUGGGUCUCUGGGCUUUGGAUCUAGAAGCUGUCGUUCCCUGGACUAUGGAUCUAGAAGCUGUUACUCAGUGGGCUGUGGACCCAGUGCCUUCAGAUCUCUGAAUUGUGGAGUCUCUGGCUUCCCUUCCCUGGGUUAUGGGUACAGAUAUUAUUACCCAAGCUACUUGGUGUCUCAUUCCUGCCAACCUUGUUACAGACCAAUCUGUGGAUCAGGUCUUUAUGGAAUCAGUUGUUAA
Molecule: messenger RNA, 558 nt
Organism: Mesocricetus auratus (golden hamster)
Lineage: Eukaryota; Metazoa; Chordata; Mammalia; Rodentia; Cricetidae
Product: keratin-associated protein 13-1-like
Exons: 1
Coding region: 34-558 (174 amino acids)
Source: RefSeq, a predicted model, not a curated record